Mytilus californianus (California mussel) is the source of this 552-nucleotide messenger RNA. RefSeq names its product fucolectin-like. Bases 1 to 552 code for a protein of 183 amino acids. The transcript is spliced from 4 exons. The record is from RefSeq and is a predicted model, not a curated record. NCBI's taxonomy places the organism in Eukaryota, Metazoa, Mollusca, Bivalvia, Mytilida, Mytilidae.
AUGCAAUAUCUUAUUAAAAUUUGGAAGAUACCUUAUGUCAAACCUACCUCAGCUUUUGCAGAUGCAAAUAUUGCAUUAAAGAAACCCACCAAGCUUUCCUCUGUAUUUGAGCAAUAUAACUCUACAUAUGCCCUUGAUGGAGAUAGGUCAGAUAGAUCAAUUCAUGGGGAUUUUAUCUGCGCGCAGUCAGACAGUGUAGCUAAUCAGCAGUCAUGGUGGGCAGUCGACCUUCAAAAUGUUUAUGUCAUUAAUGAUGUAGAUAUUUUUGGACGUACAGAUUGUUGCUAUGACGCUUUCGCUAACUUUGAUGUUGAAAUUAUUUUGCCAACAUGUACAUGCAAUCAUUGGAAUAAUCUAGAGGAAGGAGAUAAAAUUAAUUGUCACUACCAGGAAACAGAAAGUCAGAAAAUCACGGUUACCUGCCCUUCUAACACUAUAGGAAGGUAUGUCAGGAUUAAACGCCGUGAUACGGUAUACUUAAUCAUUUGUGAAGUAGAAGUGUAUGGAAAUCCAUUAAACAGCCUUCGUGAAUCAGGAUGGAGACAAGUAUGA